AUGGACGCGGGGAAGGAGGUGCGGCGGCGGCGGGGGGGCGCUGGCCGGGAGCCCCCCAGCAGCACCGAGACGCUCCUGGCACUGUUGGCGCGGAACCAGGAAGGCCGGGCAGACAUCCCUCUCUGCGCAGGCUGCAACCAGCACAUCGUGGACCGUUUCAUCCUGAAGGUGCUGGACCGCCACUGGCACAGCAAAUGCCUCCGAUGCCACGACUGCCAGGUGCAGCUGGCAGAGAAGUGCUUCAGCCGUGGAGAGAGCGUCUACUGCAAGGAGGACUUCUUUAAGAGGUUUGGGACGAAAUGUGCAGCCUGCCAGCAAGGCAUCCCGCCCACCCAGGUGGUGCGAAGGGCCCAGGACUUUGUCUACCACCUUCACUGCUUCUCCUGCGUGGUCUGCAAAAGGCAGCUGGCCACGGGAGACGAAUUCUACCUCAUGGAGGACAGCCGGCUGGUUUGCAAGGCCGACUACGAGACCGCCAAGCAAAGAGAGGCCGAGUCCACAGCGAAGAGGCCUCGGACCACCAUCACCGCCAAACAACUGGAGACCUUGAAAAACGCCUACAAUAACUCCCCCAAGCCUGCCCGACACGUGAGGGAGCAGCUGUCUUCCGAAACAGGCCUGGACAUGAGAGUGGUCCAGGUGUGGUUCCAGAACAGGAGAGCCAAAGAGAAGCGCCUGAAGAAAGACGCUGGGAGGCAGAGGUGGGGCCAGUAUUUCAGAAACAUGAAACGCUCCCGGGGGAAUUCCAAGCUGGACAAGGACAGCAUCCAGGAAGAAGGGCCGGACAGCGAUGCUGAGGUCUCUUUCACAGACGAACCUUCCAUAUCCGACAUCAACCAUCCCAACGGGAUUUACAGCAGUCUUGGGGAAGACUCCCCCGUUGUGGCGAAACAAGCUGGGAGCAGUGGAAACUUCUCCUUGGAACAUGGUGGCAUCUCAGCUCAGGACCAAUUUCACGAUCUCCGGUCAAACAGCCCUUAUGGGAUGCCCCCCUCACCAGGCUCCUUACAAGCUAUGUCUGGCCACCCGUCCUUAAUGUCCAGCUUGGUUUACCCAGACCACGGCUUGGGCAUCGUAGGCCAAGGUGGACAAUCAGUGCCUCAACCCAUGAGGGUGUUGAGUGGGAACGGACCCAAUUCAGAUCUCUCUUCAGGAAGCAGCGGGGGAUAUCCGGAUUUCCCAGCCAGUCCAGCUUCUUGGCUAGAUGAAGUUGACCAUGCACAGUUUUGAUACCGGACUGGAGAACUCCUGGAGCUCCUUAAGAAACUGGACAUCUGCCUGGAAUGACCAGGAGACCCAGGCAAGUGGAGAAAUGUUAGCCAGCAGAGAGACGUGGAAACAAGGGAAAAAGGAGGGAGAUGCCAGCUCUUGACCCAGGAUGGCUCCUGGAAGGAGUGGAGGAGGUGAAGGGACCAUGCCCAGCUUCAGCUUGAUGGACCCCCGUCGGCAGCUUCUUCCCCAGACAUGGCUGGACCUGAACAGACUUUUUGCUUUCCAAGUUCGGUGAAGCCGAUGUGAGUAUCAGGAAGGAGGUCCUGAGGGGCUAUUGGGGUUCCUCCGUCUGUUCUCUGUGCAUUUGUCAUGACAGGGUCUGACCCAAGAGAAGAUAUUUUUUUAUAAAAUCCGAGGAAGCCUGCCAGCUGAGGGGGAAAGAAGAGAAACCAAAAUAGCCUUAGUUUUCUUUCAUCGUAUGUGAGUAGAACAAGAAAAUGUGUUUCUGGGAUAACCUCUUCUCCUUCCCUAAACAAGAGGUGACAAGAGUCCCUUCCUCCGUUUCCUUCCUCACCCUCGGCCUCUUCCUCCCCUCCUCACUCACUCCUUCCUCUUCCU
Crotalus tigris (Tiger rattlesnake) is the source of this 1830-nucleotide messenger RNA. It is a transcript of the gene LHX3, whose product is annotated as LIM homeobox 3. Gene Ontology annotation, biological process: neuron differentiation; regulation of transcription by RNA polymerase II. Gene Ontology annotation, cellular component: nucleus. The record is from RefSeq and is a predicted model, not a curated record. The transcript has 6 exons. NCBI's taxonomy places the organism in Eukaryota, Metazoa, Chordata, Lepidosauria, Squamata, Viperidae. Gene Ontology annotation, molecular function: DNA-binding transcription factor activity, RNA polymerase II-specific; RNA polymerase II transcription regulatory region sequence-specific DNA binding. Bases 1 to 1230 code for a protein of 409 amino acids.